UAAUUAAAGGGCAAAAGGUAAUUGUAAAGUGCUCAAGUGUAAUGAUAAUAGUUCAGGAAACUAACUGUAGAAUGCAAGUGAAUGAGAUUGUGUGACAUAUUUAAAAAACACUGUGUUAAAUAAAAGUAUAUAGAGUAGGGAUCCACCUCGGUCCACACUCCAUUUCAGUAGGUGGCGGUAAUGCACACCAGAAGGUUGCUUGCCAACCGCCAUUGAAGAAGAACAAGAAGAAGCAAGAUGGCAAAGACGGUAGUAGUGAAAGCUUACCUGCUGGGCGAAGACGAGGCGGUGACGGAGAUCCACAAGUUCCCGGAGGAUUUCUUCAAAAGCGCCGAUCUCAGCAGGAACAUUUCCAGUCUGUUCUUCAAUCUGAAGAAAACCGCCGCCCUCAACAUGUUCUACCGAGAUGAGGAGGGAGACCUGGUGGGGAUCUCCUCGGAUGAUGAGCUGAUGAUGGGCCUGGCCUGCAUGAAGGACGACAUUUUCCGUGUUUACAUCAAAGUUCCAAAAGAGCCUCAGUAAAUUCACCGAAACGUCACCGUGGAGUUCUGAGUCUGUUUAGCUGAUUGGAGAGCUAGCUUCUGCAGCUAGUGAGUCCAUGAAGAUGACUUCUGUUUUGUUUGAUCACCGUUUUAUAUGAUUACAAUUGUAUGUCUAUUACAGACACCGUUUGGACACAAAGUAUGUCAAUAAAUGUUUACUAAAUA
This is a messenger RNA of Nerophis lumbriciformis (worm pipefish), 707 nucleotides long. Its product is annotated as sequestosome-1-like. Gene Ontology annotation, biological process: mitophagy; aggrephagy; endosome organization. Gene Ontology annotation, molecular function: protein kinase C binding; K63-linked polyubiquitin modification-dependent protein binding. The record is from RefSeq and is a predicted model, not a curated record. Gene Ontology annotation, cellular component: aggresome; amphisome. NCBI's taxonomy places the organism in Eukaryota, Metazoa, Chordata, Actinopteri, Syngnathiformes, Syngnathidae.